Durio zibethinus is the source of this 2019-nucleotide messenger RNA. Its product is annotated as LOW protein: PPR containing protein. The record is from RefSeq and is a predicted model, not a curated record. NCBI's taxonomy places the organism in Eukaryota, Viridiplantae, Streptophyta, Magnoliopsida, Malvales, Malvaceae. Gene Ontology annotation, molecular function: mRNA binding; protein binding.
AUAAUAUAAAUCAUGGGCUUUGGCCCCGUGGCCAUGCUUACCCAUUAAAGAAGGACUGUAAUCUAAGCCCAUGGAUUAAGCCUGGUUCAUUGAUUGCUGGCUGACUUUCCAUCCUUAUUUAUGUUAAUACUUUGCCCAAUCUAAUCCAACCCAAUCCUGCCAAUUCUUAUCUUUCACUUUGCUCCUGCAAUGCACCGAAUUCCCUUGACCCCCGCUAACUUGCGCUGGUCACUCUCUGUCUCCUCACCGCCCACCACCUGUUCGACAAAACUCCACCCACAACCCAUCCAGUUUUCAAAGCCCCAAUAUUUCACCGUCAAUUCAUCAAAACGGAGCUCCGAACACUUCCUAACGGGUUUCCAGAGAGAUCCCAAGAACGCAUUGUCUCAGAUUAUAAGAAGAGAAGCCGCUAUUGAAGGUAUUGGGAGGAAGGCAAAGUCCAAGAAGCAGCGCAAAAGGCUUUGGCCUAAGGCUGUUUUGGAGGCUCUUGAUGAAGCUAUAAAGAAGAACUCUUGGGACUCUGCUCUUGAGAUAUUUGGACUUCUACGUAAGCAACAUUGGUACGAGCCUAGAUGCCAAACGUACACAAAGUUGAUAAUGAUGCUUGGUAAAUGCAAGCAACCAGAACAAGCCAGUUUGCUAUUCGAAACAAUGCUUUCCGAAGGGCUAAAACCUACCAUUGAUGUCUAUACCGCUCUUGUAUAUGCAUAUGGGAAAAGUGGCUUCAUCGACAAGGCUUUUACUACUGUUGAAGAUAUGAAAUCAGUCUCGGAUUGCAAACCUGAUGUCUAUUCUUAUUCCAUUCUUAUUAACUCUUGUAUGAAGCUCCGCCGUUUUGAUCUGAUUGGAAGAAUUCUUGCUGAGAUGUCUUAUUUGGGAAUUGGGUGUAGCACUGUUACAUAUAAUACUAUUAUUGAUGGAUAUGGUAAGGCUGAAAUGUUUGAAGAAAUGGAGAGCUUAUUGACAGAUAUGAUUGAAAGUGGUGAUUCCCUUCCGGAUAUUUUCACAUUCAAUUCUAUUGUUGGGUCUUAUGGGAACAGUGGGCAGAUCGAGAAGAUGGAGAAGUGGUAUGACGAAUUUCAGCUUAUGGGAAUAAGGGCAGACAUUAAAACUUUCAACAUCCUUAUCAAAUCUUUUGGGAAAGCAGUUAUGUAUGAGAAGAUGGGCUCUGUCAUGAAGUUCAUGGAGAAAAGGUUCUUCUCUCCCACGGUUGUUACUUAUAAUAUUGUUAUUGAAGUAUUAGGGAAGGCUGGAAAGAUUGAGAAGAUGGAGGAAUAUUUUAAGGAAAUGAGGCAUAAGGGAAUGAAGCCAAAUGCUAUCACCUAUUGUUCUCUUGUUAGUGCUUACAUUAAAGCUGGGUCAAUUAAGAAGGUUGAUUCCAUUUUGAGGCAGGUGGAGAAUUCUGAUGUGAUACUCGAUACCCCUUUUUUUAACUGUAUCAUCAAUGCUUACGGUCAGGCCGGUGACAUGAAAAGGAUGGGUGAGUUGUUUUUGGUGAUGGAAGAGAAAAAAUGCAUCCCUGACAAUAUCACUUUUGCAACCAUGAUUCAAGCCUACAACACUCAUGGCAUGAUUGAAGCUGCUGAAAAUUUAGAAAAUAAGUUGAGAAACACAAGCAAAAAUUCAGUUCUGGUGAAGGAGAUGAGAAGGAAGUAAAUCAGGUCAGAAUGUAAAUGUGAAGAUAAAUAAGGAUGCAAUGUUGAAGGUUGAUGGAGAUGGUAAAGAUGAUUGUGACCAUGUGAUGGGAUUUUUUCCUGUUGGAACUCUGAUCCAAGAAACCGUCUUUGAUGAUAGUACUGGAAAGUCAAUUCAAGAAAUAUUUCCUAGCAAAAAUGGGAUGUUGCUGGAAAAUUUUUAGACUCUUCACGUGGAUUUGUCUUCAGCUUUUGAUUUAGUGGUUAAAAAGACUUAAAAAUACAUGUAAAGUGAGAGUUUCGAGUACCAACAUCUUCAUCCCCUGGCUCCAUUCAAAUGGAUAAAAAAAAAGACGUAUAUAUUGGAUUAUAAUUAAUAAAAUUU